Messenger RNA from Exophiala mesophila, 2099 nucleotides. RefSeq lists its product as uncharacterized. Gene Ontology annotation, biological process: ribosomal large subunit biogenesis. The coding region runs from base 52 to 747 and encodes 231 amino acids. The transcript has 2 exons. Gene Ontology annotation, cellular component: nucleolus. Lineage: Eukaryota; Fungi; Ascomycota; Eurotiomycetes; Chaetothyriales; Herpotrichiellaceae. The record is from RefSeq and is a predicted model, not a curated record.
CGUAAACUGAUCCUCGACACCAUUUCCCCCUCUUCUCUAUAAACCGUGACAAUGGGACGGGAAAGGCAGAAAAAGAAGAACAGGUCCUCCGUCUCCAAGGCGAAGCUCAAGACGAAUCGAACCAAAGCCGGCAAGAAGAAGGUCAAUUUCUUAGGCAAUGCCAUCAUCGCCGCUAAUUGGGAUCGGAAACUGACGGUCUCGCAAAAUUACAAACGUCUUGGACUCUCCUCGAAACUCAAUCCAACUACUGGAGGAACAGAGAAAAAGAUUCCAGCCGCAGGAGACGAAAACCAACAACGGACUCGAGACUCACUUGCCAUCGCAGGUGUUGUUCCUUCUCAAAUCAAGCCACAAGAAGUCCAAGUUGUCAGGGAUCCAACCACCGGCAGAAUCCUUAAAGUGAUCAGACCGGACGAAGAUGAAACCUAUGACAACCCUCUCAACGAUCCGCUGAAUGACCUCCCAGAUGAUGAUUCUCGCGCCAGAAAGCCAAGGCCGUUGGCAGAGCACGAUAUAGUCUCACAGCUAGAGGCGCAAGCAGCCGAAGAGGAGAAACUAGAGCUCAAGAAACGCCCUCGACAGCAAAGCCAAAGAGAACAGGAAUGGCUGACCAAACUCGUUGAAAAACAUGGUGAUAACAUUCGGGCCAUGGUUCGAGAUAAAAAGCUCAAUCCCAUGCAACAAACCGAGGGGGAUAUUUCCAAGAGACUGAAAAAGUGGAUGGCACAGAACGCCGCGACGACUUGACACGUUCGCCGCACAGUGCAUACAGCUAUAUAUACCAACCCACCCAAAGAACGACCUGACGAAAAGCUGAUGCUGGUUAAUUCACUUUUUGGCUCAAUGACCCGGACUCCGCGAGCGAUCUUCCAAGUGCUGAGUUGACACAAGUGCUGCCAACAAUACCUAGUCCUGCCAGCAUCGCUGUCGAUCAGAAACCUGGUUCAGGCGGCACAAAAGCGGACGAUCUUCUUGUUCUCGACCCUCUUGACAUAUUCGUCCAUAUCUUGUGAUUUCACCCAAGAGAUGUGGAGGCGCAUUUCAUCAAUAGCCCACUACCCGGCCGAACUACCAUGGUCGCGGCAGUUUCACCCCGAAGAAAACAUGAAACACGACAGGUACGAAUAUGAGGAUGAAUACAUGGCGUCAAAGCCAGAUUAUAUUUUUUGGUGUACCUUUUAUGGUGUCUUUUCCAAUUGUCCACCGACCUCCUGGUUCCCCUCACCUUUGUCGUCACUCCUCGACAAGGCAGCAAGCAGCCCAACAAUGGAAUUGACCCACUCUCGCCACUCGAUAGCAUAACCAGUCCCUACGACACCUUUGCAAACCUGCCAUCCGUGUCCACUGACAGGAUAUUGCAGUUUGGGCGGAAUAUUGGUCCCGAUGCCAAGCCACCUGGCCCAGAGCGCAUCCUCGCAGACACUCUUGAUGUUGGAUAGUGCCCGCAGCCCCUCUUCUCCGCCAAAACGCCCGUACCCGGACCCCUUGACGCCACCAAAUGGCAUGGAACAUGCAUAGUAUGCUCCAAAGUCAUUGACCGACACCAUUCCCGCCUUCACCUGCCGGACGCACUUCUCAACAUCUGCAGAAUUGUGGCCAAAGACACUGGCCCCAAGAGCAUAGGGUGUAGAGUUGGCAAGCUCAAUGGCUUCCUCGACAGUUUUGGCUUUCAUGAGCAAAAACACUGGGGCAAAAAGCUCGGUUUGAGCAAUCUCCAUUUCUGGAUGGACGUUACUGAGCAGGGUUGGUUGAAAAUAGGUUCCUUCCGGGUAUUCAGGAUGCAGAUAGCGUUGUCCGCCACAAUGAAGGAUGGCUCCCUGGGCCACUGCGGUAGAAAUGAGUGACUCGAGACGCGGCAAGGCACGAGCUGAGAUCAUAGAUCCCAUGUCGACGGGCGAAUGAGCGGGAGAGAGAAGGAUGGAUCCAAGGCGGAUGGCUCUGAUUUUGGGCAGAACAUGCGACAAGAGCAAGUCAUGGAUCAUGGGCAGCGCGAUGGUUCUCUCGAUCCCGAUGCAGUUUUGCCCAGCUUUUAGGUUUCCAUCAGUAUUGUGCUUUGUGGAAUGGCGACAUCAAACUUUACCUGAUUGAAAUGUUCCGCG